ACAGAGACACAGUUCUGUCUGUGAUUGGCGUCUUUCCCCGGAGUAAAAUGCACUCGUUAGUCGCCACUUUCGCAUUUCAGAGAUUCUUAGCGUGAAUUUUUGGGAAAUGAUGUUUAUUGACUAAAAUUUAGAGCAUGAACGAAACGGGUUCUCGAGCCUCCGGAAUGACUUCACCACGACAUACAAAUCAUCAAGCGGUAAUGGAUAGGCUUCGGCAGCGUUUCAGCGGGUAUAGAAGGCGUCACAGCGACUGCCAAACUAAAUAUACACAGUCCUUACCAGCCGUACAUGACAUAGAGAGACAGGAGGCAAUGAAUCUACACAAGCGUGCUUUGGAUAGCCGCAAUCGAAUCAUGAACGUGAACGGAAAGGCAGCAAAACAAAAUGACGUCGAAGGCAAGGUAGAAUCGCAACAGCAACUACCGAACGGGCUUGACAAACCAACGAAUACCAUCCUGCACAUUCGUGAGGUGUGUUUUCUUACUUUUUUGUUGCUUAGGGGAUUUGUUUUGUAGGUAACCGAUUUCAACAGAUGUUCUGACGGUCAUUUAUUAAGAUAUAGAUUUAUAAGCUUAGAUAUGCCAUUCUGUUGUUAACGGUACCCAAUUGUUUAGUUUGCAAUUUCUGCGCAACACACUUGCGCUUAAUGUACGUUACACUGACGCUGGUUUAUUUUACUCUGAUCCUGCCAGCAGCAAAUCCUACUAAAAAAGAGAAAACAUGAGCAAAAUAUGAACAAUGCCCUCAACUCUUUUGCGCCUUCGAACGAUGUUGACAUCAACCUUGGAGGAGAGUGCGUUUCAAGCAAGUUUCAGAGACCAGACGGUGUUCUUCUACCAGGUCAGGAAGGUUCCAACUCGAUUUCAUCAAUUAAUCAGCCCCACCAAGUGGAUCAUACAUCGGUACAAGUACACCAGUCUUCCUAUGGUGUGAGAGAGCCCUCGUACUUACACGAUGGAUCUAGAAUCGCAAUGGGCUCAGAGGCUUACGCCGGUGAAGCUCAAAGGUUGGCCUCUACUGCAUUUGCAUCAUCGGAUUUUAAACAGGAGAAGCCUGUAGUUGUUUCUUGCGAGGAACCCACACAUUCUAAUGAUGGCUCAGAGACUUUAGCCAAUGGCUUGAAACAAGUAUCCAAUUCUAAAUUUAACUUACCAGGGCGUAAAGAGUACAUACAACAAGAACUAGACUAUUUUGAUCAUGUUAUCCAACGUUUUAAUGAGGAAGGAGGCCCUAUACCUCCACAGCAUCAGACCAAUGCUUCUGUGCCAGGAUGUGAAGAUGAUUUAGGUCAGGUGCCUGAAACUCAGCCAGGAACUCACCACUCUAAAUCACAUCAGCUGAAAGAGAUUGCCCGUUUGAAGACGCAGCGUGCACAAGCACAGCAAGGUGUACCUUACAUUGACAGUCAAAGUCAUGUAAACCAGCAGUUUCCACACCAGCAUGCAGCCCAGUAUUCCAUUGGUUCAACAGGACAACAAGCACCUUCCUUACAACAUCCUUACACAGCAGGCAAAUAUCCUGGAGGCAUUCCUUUGAUUUCUAAUGAUCAACAGCAAAUACUACCAGAGCCAAAUCAUCCAGUAGCCUCUCUUGCUGGUGGUUUUCCCCGGCAAUUUGAUUCUCUUCAGUAUCCGAGAGGGCCUGCAUCACAGUCACAGCAUCAGCAACAACAGCAACCAUUUUAUGGCUAUUCUCAAACCAGUGCACCAUCAUCAAAACUAUCCCAUAUACCAUCGCAAGUUCAACAGUUAUAUUCCCAAAGGUUUUCAAGCCAGCCAGUUAUACCUACAACACAGGGAGCACGGUUAGUCACACCACUUACCUCACCUGAUUUAGCAAGAUACUCCAUUUCUAGGUCACAACCACAAUACCAACGCCAAACCUCAAUGCCACCUUUACAGAGCCAAGCAUUCCUCAACUCUGAUACACAAUACCAAUGUCAAGUAGCUGGCUUUCAAGAAGACCAUCCUCGUUUUUCCAGUCCUGUAGCUGACCCAAGCACUGUUUAUCAUUAUCAGCGGAGAAACUCCUUCCCUAUUUACCACCGCAAUAAUACCCAAACACAAGGAAAUCUCUCUCAUGGCAUGCAGCAAAAUUUGGGAUCUAGCCAAGCCAGUCUUCUAAGAGGUGUUUUGCAAAACCCCUCUCAAAAUAUGAAUCCCCCAGACAGAGAUUCUUUUCUGAUGAAUCCAAACUUAAAUAUGUCUUUGCAAAGUACCAUACAAUCAAGCUCUGUUUUGACUGGGAGGUCCCCUACAACAAAUGGAGAUUUGAACCCAGGAGUACCAAGGUCACAACAUUCAUCUGUUAUGUAUAGAAACAAUGCUCCUCUUAAGUCUACUUCAUUGUUACAACAAGGAGGUAAAUUUCAAGGUGCAAGUAAUGCAAGAAAGGGCACACUGGAUGGUAACAUGUCAGUUCUAACUCCAACAUCUGUGGCACUUGGGGAUAUGAAUGAGCGACAAUCAUCACUGGCAAGCUGUGAUGCACAGUUUAGUGCUUAUUCACCACUGAAUGCACUUGAUAAAGCACCAUCAUUUACUUCUCUUUUGGAGCAGUCUGCAAUUAAUCAAGGUAAUCUAGAAACCACAUAUACUGGGUCAAUACCAAACUUGGAUUUGCUUGGAGAGAUUUUAGGCCAAUGAUAAUCCAGGCAAAACAAGCUUACUUCAAAGGAAUGACUAAGUGCAUGCCUAAGUUAUAUGUUAGAACUUCACAAAUAAGAAAUAAUAGGUGGCAGACUUAGCCUUGUUCAUGAGUACAAGUCAAAUUUAAUGGAAAGUAAUCAAUGCUUUACAUUGCCUAAUUUCAUACCGUGCGGGGGCCUGGCACUACCGGAUUUUCCCAGACUUUUUAAAAAGUCCAGUUUCAAAAUGGCGGAUAGUCAGAGUAAAAACUCAAACGAAAGCAUUCUCCUUUGAAGAAAUAUUGAUCAAUAUUCUCUUGGAGAAUCUGUCUAAACUUAGUAAGGAAAGGAUGCGGUAUUUCUGCCAUGCCCUGAAGCUAAACUUAAGGAGCGGACACUCAGCAAGUGCAAGCAAUUGUUUGAUGAACAGGUCGCUCGAACCAAACAUGAUUAUAAAUUUUCUACAGCAAAGGAUUCUCUGUUUAAUUCUACCCGCAUAUGAAAAGUAGAGGAUCAUUGUGGGAAAGAACACAGAUGUGGCAUGAUUGUGCAUGUACCAAUCAUAGCCCAAGUACGCUGUAGCAAAACUUAAAAGGGCAGUACGGAAGGGCUUACUUGGAUUAUUCCCGUCGCGGAAAAGAGUAAUGUCCGUGAAAGGUAAUGAGUGUAGUGAACUUUGUGGCAUUAUGUAUGUUAAACCUAGUGAUGUUCACAUGAAGGAAGAUAAGGGACUAGUCUAUACUCAGUGCAUGCUAGCCAAAAGGUAGAUGUACGUGACAUUCUUGAUUGUAAUUACAAGCUGAUUGCCCAAAUUACAGGAACUGCAGUGUUACCGGACGAGAAAUGCCUCUCAAGUAAGACUUAAGUAUACUUGCUUUUAUCCAUGUUCAGUGAGAAUUGUUUCCGGUCUGAUCUUUAGGAUUGCUACUCAGACCGUACGCAGCGACGGAGAGAAAAUCUAAUGUAAGCCUUGCCGACCUAAUAUACAAUGUUGCCCUUUCACUCGGGUCACUCUGGCGUGUUUCGUGUUUUGGUAGUUUUUAUUUUACGGUUUGUAAAAACAGGUCCCCCCCCGCUUGCUUAUCAUUCCCCAAUAUUCGGUCGGAUCCAGGGCCGUAAAAAGAGCUAAACUCGACGGUUCUUUGUUCAAAUUUUUUGUCGAACAAUUCGGGAAUCCUUCCAAUACUUCCAAGUAGCGGAAGUCUCCAAUUAGAUCUUUCUUUUCUCGAAAUUUUUAAUCGAGGUUCUUUAUCACAGUAAAACAACUGUUCUUAUAUUUAGAAUAUUAACUUUCUGGAGUAAUCUGGCCCUUAAUAUCGUUUCAACUAUACGCAAUGACCUUUGCUUUACCUUCUGUUUGGAAGCCAUUUUUAAUCCGGAAUUUAAAAAGUCCGGAAAAUCCGGUAGUGCCAGGCUCCCGUGUGGCAUGAAAUUAGGCAAUGGUGAAUGACAGAGAGCAAAAAGGGACAGCUAUUAAUUUUUUUUCUAAAUAGUUAGUAUUAUUUGUCUUUCUCUCUUUGUUUUGAUUUUCUUGACAUGUGACAGAUAGAAACAUCUGUCAGUCAGAGUUACAGAUGUAUACAGAUGUACAAUAAUGUAAUUGACAAUCUGUUCAUUUAGUUUUUGUGUAGACAAGCCAUCCCAUCAGUCAAAUCUUUUGCACAGUAUCUUUUCAAUUCUUUUAUGUACAUGUAAGGUCAGUAAUCAUUGAUGCUAUCACUAUAAGUUCCAAAAUUAAGUACAGUUUAAACUUUGCAUCUCAUGGUAAACAUUUUGAUUUAAGAUACCCAAAAGAGCUUUUGUCCAGAUCUUUGCACUUGUCACCAGGGGUUUCAUUAAGAAUUGUAGUAGCAGGAGAAGAGUGUAAAGUAACAGGAGAAUAUUUUGCCAGAGCGAAGCCCUUUCCCGGAAAGAGCUUGAAAAUGAGUCAGGAAACCCUGCUGAGAUGGCUUUUCCUUCUGUCUCAUAGCAAAUUUUAUUUCUUGUAGCUGCCUCAGGGAACAAAAAACUCCGCAUACCUCUACAUGGUUUCAAAACAUUUUUUCUUCAAAUUAAUAGGCAUACUGUUAAAUUAUGAUUGACUUCUAACCCUGUUACACACUCCUAGAGUUGUGACUUACCAAAGAGUGAAAAGAAAAUAAUUCUCAAUAGAGUGUUUUCACAUGACGUCACGACAGCCAUAUUGGUGUCCCAAACCAAUCCUGUGGGAGUUGAACUCUUUUCUUAUGCAAAUGCUUUUUUUGUUCAAAUAAAUUUGCAUAGAUGCUGGCUACGUGAGUGAAAAUGCUCUAUAGGCUUUAACUUCAACUCAAUAUUUUUCAGAUGUUUUUAAUAGUGAAAGCACGAGACGUGAGAAACUUUUCCCAUCUCUGUUGGUGACACGUGCUUGCGCUAGAAGGAGCACAUUUAAACAAAUGCGCUAUUAUUCCAAACCUUCGGUUUAUUAGACGAUUAUUUUGUUGAAUAUCGAUGAAUAUCUCUUCUUUUUUCCUCUGCUGUUACAAUUUAUAAUGUGCUGUUUUAGAAGGCAUUGGUUGUCUUUACACUAGGCUGUUAAGUAAGACUUAAGAGCUGCUAAGUUUUACUUAACCAAGAAUGCGUGUGUGAAGGCCUAAGUAAAAUCUCAAGUAACUUUACUUUGCAUCUCAUUCAAGUCGGAAAGUUGAAACGAUUCAAGAAAGUUUCAAGUGACUUGAAAACCAUCCUUAAAACCGACUUAGCGAACUUGCGGUUUCUUGAGCUUUGAGAAUUGCGAAGCAUGUCAGUCAAUCUUAAUUAUGUUGCAUGAGAAAAUAGGCUUAAGUAAACCUGAAGAAAAAAAAAUAGGUUUUGUGUGAAGCUUUCUUUUACUUUAAGAAUUUAAAAUUUACUUGUCUUGAAAUAUUUCUUAGCUUAUCUAGGCUCUAGUUUAAAGACCACCAUUGUUAAAAUAGAAAAAGCUCAAAAUUUUCAUUUGCUUCAUAGUAAUUUGAUACUCUGUCAUUUAUGUACGGUACACAUCGGCAAAUUUAUUUCCAUAGCAGUUCACAAAGAAAUCAUUUUUUUAUUCAUCAAGGUGUUUUGCCUGGUAACUUUGCCUCUGUGAUUGUUCUUCAAGUACUUUAUUUUGUUUCAUGUUUUGCCUUCAUUAGUAUUUAUUCAUUUAAUAAUUUUUUGCAUGCAAAGAAAAAAGCGUUGAGCAUACAGUCAACUUUCCAUACUUCAGCAAAUUGUCUAAUACUUUACACUUCCCCUGUUAGUUUUGUUGGGCUUAAAACUGCUAGUUUUUGUUGUUGAUAUUUAUUCAGGAAUUUAAAGCAAGUGGCAAAGCGCUAAAAUUACACAUUUCUGGGAAUAAUUUCUUUAAAUUACAUAAUGUAUCCACAUCUGAUUUGUACAAAUAAAAUAGACAUACUUCAUCGAAAUUUAGUCAGAGAAUUAUGCAUAGUAGAUGGGGAAUUCUCCGAUCUCUGAUGCUUCAUGAAACCCCUGUGUCACAGAUGUGGACAAGAGCUUGUUUGGACAUGUGCAUGUUUUCCUGAGCUAGGAAGUUACUUGUACUAGUACCAGGAUAGAAGACCUCAUAUCACAUAUUUCACAUGGUAGUUUUUUAUGUUUUUGUUGACUCAAUGAAGGAUGCCUUGCAAAAUUAUGAUAACAUCUAUGUAACUGAGAGUGGUGAAAGCCAAAAGAACAGAAAUCUAAUGUACAUCAGUAACUAACCAUCAGUGAACCUGUCUGCCACCUGUUGUUCCAAGAUUUAUAGUGACAAGGUGAACUAGCUGAUCACUAAAAUAAUUUGGCUCUUAGUAUUUUUUUGUGGAAUUUAGCCCUUUUAACUCAAGGAUUAAUGCUAUAGUUGUAUGUCAAGAUUCUUCUUAGGAGUGUAGAGGUCUCCUCUAAUUUUUGGAAUUAGAUCUUGGUACAAAUCUUAACAGAAGCAAAUACUGUUGGUCUUUGGUGACUGCUGCAUAUUACAGGGUUAAAUUAUGCCAAAAAUUUGAGCUAUAGGCAGUGUGGCCAAGUGGUCAGUACAUUGGACUUGCAAUCUGGCAGUCUCCAGUUUGAGUCCCAUUCUGGCCACUUGCUGGAUUUGUUCUUAGUCAUCCCAAGUACAAAUCCUUGGCCACUCUUUAAACUGGUUGCCUCCUACCAGUUGGGUUUUUAAAUCCUAUUAUUUUAUAUUUGAAUUAUUUGUUUCUAAGUAUUUGAGUGGAGUGCCCGUAAACUAGCUGGAUAAGCUAGGUGCACUUUCCACUGUAAACAAACCUUUAAACCUUUAUAGAUUGAUGACUUGGUUUCUGGUACAUGCACCCUGAUCAUGGUGGUUUUUGAGUUUCUUCUAUGUAUUUUGUGUAAUCCAGCAGACAAGUUAAGAAGUGUAUUUAGCAAGUAGGCCAUUUAUAACAAAGCAAUUACUACAUGUAACCAGAAUAUGAAUUUGGCAAUAUUCAGUUUAUAAAUUGAUGGCCCAUAGAUGCAUAGAAUCAGCAUCUUAACAUGAUGUUUUCGCAGUAUUGAAAAUAGAUUUACCAGCCAACAUUAGAAAUGGUUGGCUUUACACACUGUUACAUAAUACAAAUAUGUGCUUCUGAAGGGAGUUCAACAGUUAAAAUUGUUAACAAUAAUGAAUAAGUUAGACUAGUUUAGACUUUUGUAAUCACCUUUUUUAUUUAAAUAAUGUUUCAUCUAGAUAUGUACUCUAAGAGUAACAAGUGCUCAUCAAUAGAGCUUUUCUUUUACUUUUCUUUUUUAUUUUCACAGUUUUAAAAAACAUGCAUAUAGUUAUAGCUAGGUGAGAAUCAGUAAAAUAAAUAAAAUAUUGUAAUCAAUUUGUUGUAGGUUGACAGCCAAUAAUAGGGGAGUGGUUAUAACAUUAGCCUGCGUCGCAGACAUAAUUCAGCCUCAGUAACAUCUGCUAAGCAGCCGUGAGAUCCUUGCUCUGGGCCCCCAGCAGACUCAAAAAAUUACUGAAAGUGUUUUUCGAAUUCCCUUUCAUCCUGAUUGGAAAAUCGACCAUACUUUUUAACUGGCUAAUCAUGGCACAUGCGCAAAUCCUGGUACACAGGUGGGGGCCCAGAACAAGGAUUUUGGCGCUGUUUCACAGACAGACUUAACCAGAGUUACGUUUCGUCUGUGGCACAGGCUAUCAUAAAGUGUACUCAAGAAGGACCAAGUUUCCCUUCCAAUGAGGCUGAUGGAUACAGAUCUUAAGCUUAAAAAUUUGGAGAUUAAGCAAACAUUUUGUAUGUGUGAAUAAACUGCACAGGGAUAUUAAAUUUCAUACUUCAUGCUACGCGCACUGUGAUUGGUCAUUGCCCGUGACCUAUUAGAGUACAGAUACAUGAUACGUCAAAGGAAACUUGUUUUCUUUGUUUGUUCAACAUGGCGCGUGGUUUUGAAAAUGUUUGUGAAAUUAUUUUGGAUUUUAAAGCAAGUGAAAGCCUCAAAUAUAGUUUAGCUGGAGCUAUUUACAAAGAAGAAAAAUAGAGAAACAGAGUCAAAAAGAG
Molecule: messenger RNA, 8115 nt
Organism: Porites lobata
Lineage: Eukaryota; Metazoa; Cnidaria; Anthozoa; Scleractinia; Poritidae
Source: the annotation of a GenBank genome assembly